This is a messenger RNA of Ictalurus punctatus (channel catfish), 3760 nucleotides long. RefSeq names its product long-chain-fatty-acid--CoA ligase ACSBG2. Bases 178 to 2508 code for a protein of 776 amino acids. The transcript is spliced from 14 exons. The record is from RefSeq and is a predicted model, not a curated record. Gene Ontology annotation, molecular function: long-chain fatty acid-CoA ligase activity. Lineage: Eukaryota; Metazoa; Chordata; Actinopteri; Siluriformes; Ictaluridae. Gene Ontology annotation, cellular component: membrane; endoplasmic reticulum.
AGUCGACUAGUAUUUAGGAUUAACAGCAGCACAAACCUGGAAGCUAACUUAUUUGGUUCAGAUCUUAUUCUUAUAGUUUAUACUAACCGUGUUUGCAAAUAUUUUGUAAAGAAGAGGCUGGACUUUUUUCUCUAAUAAAUGUAUUUUUUUUCUUUGCUAUUUUAAAGCGAUUCCGUAAUGUCAGUCAGUGGACCCAACCUUUCAACCACCUUGGAAAAUAAUUCGGAGAGCACUAUAAAUGAUGCUCAGCACCAUCUGAGAGCAAAGCAGGCACUCCAAGACUCCAGAGCACAACCUAACGGCAACUGUAUGACUUCUUUAAUGGGAAACAAUAUCAUGAUCCCGGUGGCAGACAAACUGAAAGAGAUCAGUUUAUCAGAUGAUUCCGGGAUUGACAGCCCAACUGGAGAUGUGAAUUCUGAGAUUUCAAGGAAGAUGAAAAAUGAGGAAGCAUAUGUCGAGGGUUUUGAGGAAACUGCAGCUGGUGCUACUGGUGGAGGGGCCUGCAAGACUGCAGAUGAUGAAUCGAUCGCAUUUACAGGGGAAGUGCGCUUGGCUCCAGCCGAGCAGUUCUGGUGUACAACAAGGGAUGAAGCAGUGAAGCUAAGGAUGAGUGAGUCGGGUCCAGGCUCUGAGCCUCCUCUUACCAUCCAUCAGAUGUUCCAGUGGACGGUGGACAAUUUCAGCGAUCACCCAGCCCUCUGCUCAAAGGAGGACGGAGCUUGGGUUACACUCACCUAUAAACAAUACCAACACCAGUGCCGGGCUGCAGCCAAGAGCUUUCUCAAGUUGGGACUGGAGCGCUUCCAUGGUGUUGGAAUUCUGGGAUUCAAUUCUCCUGAGUGGUUCAUUGCAGACAUCGGUUGCAUCAUGGCAGGAGGCCUUGCUGUUGGAAUCUACACCACCAACUCUCCAGAAGCCUGUCACUAUGUGGCUUAUAGCUGUGAAGCCAAUGUUUUAGUGGUUGAAAAUGACAAACAACUAGCAAAAAUCCUCCAGGUUAAAGACCAACUACCACAUCUGAAGGCAAUUGUUCAAUACAAAGGAGAAGUGAAGAAUAAGAUGCCAAACUUAUACACGUGGGCUGAAUUUAUGAAGGUUGGUGAGGAGGUUUCAGAUGAUGAUUUGGAUGCAGUAAUUAACAGUCAGAAGGCUAAUGAAUGCUGCACCCUGAUCUAUACGUCAGGAACCACAGGAAACCCUAAAGGGGUUAUGCUCAGUCAUGACAAUAUCACGUGGAUUGCAAACGCAUCAGGAUCUGUGGUCAAUCUAACCAAGGGGGAGGAUUCUGUAGUGAGUUAUCUGCCCCUAAGUCAUGUGGCUGCCCAAGUGAAUGACAUGUGGCUCUGCAUUAGAUUUGCAGCCACCACCUAUUUUGCCCAACCAGAUGCACUGAAGGGUUCUUUGGCCACCACGUUGAGAGAAGUGCAUCCCACAAGCUUUUUGGGUGUUCCACGUGUGUGGGAGAAGAUGCAGGAAGCAAUGAAAGACAUCGGUUCAAAGUCUUCAUUCAUGAAGAAGAAAAUUGCAGAUUGGGCCAAGGGUAUAGGACUUCAGGCCAGCUACAACACAAUGAACAAUAAUCCCUCAGUGCCCUGGGGCUUUAUGCUAGCUAAUAGCAUUGUCUUUAAGACGGUACGUGCUGGUCUUGGGCUGGAUCGCUGCAAGCUCUGCCUUACAGGGGCAGCACCAAUCACUAAGGAUACACUGGAAUACUUCAUGAGUCUGAACAUCCCCAUCUAUGAGGUGUAUGGCAUGAGUGAGAGUACGGGCCCUCACACCAUGUCCUCGUCUGACAACUUCCAUAUUAUGAGCUGUGGUAAGGUGAUACCAGGCUGCAAAACAAAGCUGGACAAGCCAGAUGCAGAUGGCAGUGGGGAGGUGUGUUUCUGGGGCCGUCACGUCUUCAUGGGCUACCUGAAUAUGCCCGAUAAAACCAAAGAAGCACUGGACUCAGAAGGCUGGCUGCAUUCAGGAGACUUGGGAAAGCAUGACACAAAUGAGUUCCUUUACAUUACAGGCAGGAUAAAAGAGCUUAUCAUCACUGCCGGAGGCGAGAACAUCCCACCAGUUCCCAUUGAGGAUGCAGUCAAGGAGGAAGUGCCCAUCAUUAGCAAUGCCAUGCUGGUGGGAGACAAAAAGAAAUUCCUCUCCAUGAUUCUCACUCUUAAAUGUAAGGUUGAUGACAAUGGAGACCCCACGGACGAGCUGACCCCAAUGGCUGUAGAGUUCUGCAGGCAACAUGGUGUCAUGGCAAGCAAAGUCUCGGAGAUCAUCAGCAACAAAGAACCAGCCAUUUACAAAGUCAUCCAGGAGGGUGUGGACAGGGUCAAUGCCAAGGCCCCCUCCAAUGCUCAGAGGGUCCAGAAGUGGACGCUCUUAUCGAAGGACUUUUCGAUAUCUGGAGGGGAGCUUGGUCCUACUAUGAAGCUCAAAAGGCCAGUUGUCUCGAAAAUGUACAAAGAAGAAAUUGACAAGUUUUAUGACUCCGCUGACUUGAGGAUGUGAUAAGCUGGACAAAAAAACAUCCACAUCCUGUUCCCUUUGCAUUGGUAAAUAAUAUAUAGGUCCCUCCAGGAUUUUCACAGAAAUUAACGCAAAAUCAAGACAACCCCAUGAUAUUCACAGGAGAUUGCAAUUUUCAGAAUUACCACAGAUGUUCUGCAGAUUUGGGCCAAGAUGCUUCAUGUGACGGCAUCACAAUGCACAUUCAGCCAAAGCCUCUUUGGUUCAGGUGUGUCGAACAUGAGUACAGUUAAAAGGUCUUGUUUACCAACAAACAUUACUGCGAAACAAUUUAGUGCAAUUGCAAAUUCGUUAAUUCAAGUAGUUUUUUUUUAAAAAGCACAAAAGAUUGGAAAUUGCAUAGCACAUUUUGAAGAAAAAUAAAUGAAUCCGCAACAAAAUCAAGCUUUUUUGGCCACAAAAAAAAAAAAAAAAAAAAAAAAAAAAAACCUCCAUGAAUCCUGUAUGGACUGAUAUAUUGGCUUUUCCUCACUCCACCACAUACAUAACUACCAGAAAUGCUUCUCUCACCUCAGUGCAUCUGAAUGUGUGUAUAGCACUUUCUGCUGCUGCUUGCAAUUUUUGUACAUAUUUACCUUGAUUAUAGCUAAAUCUAGUACCUGCAACUUUGCACAAAUGUUUUAACUUGCUGUAUCUGUAGCAAUAUUUUUACUACUUAUAAACUGCCUUAAACUGCCUUAAUUCUUUUCAGAUGGCAUCAAUUGCUGUUUGGUAAACCACUGAGGUGGCACACGUUUAGAUUAUCUGCACCUGAAGGAAUAAAUUGACAUUUAGUAACUAAAUCAUGAUGUAUAGUCCCAAGUGAGCUUGGACUAUGGAUGGAUAAUGGAUAACAUUUUGAAUAAAUUAUUUAUACUUCUUUAGAAUUUAUGGUUACGGGCUUUGUGUAAACGCCUCACAAUAGGAAUGUAGUAAAAAAAAAAAAUAGAGCCUGGGAGUGACUGUUUUACUCUGGUCACAGUUCAAAUUCCGAAAUGAGGUUAUCUACAUCUUAUGUAAUGUGUGUGUUUCAUGCUAUGCUAUGAUUCCGGUAACACUGAGAUGUAUAUCAUUGCAUUACACCCAGGUCUCGUGUUAACGUGUCUUUUUCGUGUACUCAAAGAAAUAUUUAACUUCUAAACAUAUAUAUUUAUGGUCUUUCAAUUGAUUAUAUUUUUUACAAGAAAUCUUACACUUCACAAAUAAAAACAAAUUUAAGAUCUGUAUUAAAUAUAGGAAUGUCUCAUAAAUGCCA